Molecule: messenger RNA, 3240 nt
Organism: Porites lobata
Lineage: Eukaryota; Metazoa; Cnidaria; Anthozoa; Scleractinia; Poritidae
Source: the annotation of a GenBank genome assembly
AUGCAUAUUCUUCUUUCAGAGACUCUGAAAAAGGUGAAAAUCUUGUUAGACGAAGUGAAUGAGGUAAAACAACUCGUAGGUGAGUAACUAUCUGCAAACACGCAUCGGGAUACCAAAUUGAGCCAAAUACAAGCCUGUCAAACCUUUGUUGCUCUCUAGCUUCUAUUUUUCUUGUACAGUCAAACAGCCCCUCACGGAUACCCGCUUAUUACAGAAACCUCAUUAUUACGGACAGUUUGCUUUGUUGUCGGAGAAAGAAAGCCCUUACAUUUCUCUAAAUUCAACCGCUUAGUGCGGAUAGCCCAUUAUUACGGACUCCUCUAAGGUUUCCGCAGUGUCCGUAUUAACAGAGUUUGACUGUACUUCUACCCGAAAUCAUUUGGAGUCACGUGUUUUAAGGGGUACUGCUUGGCUUGGGCCUGAGAACGUAACGCCUUACAGGGAUCUCAUAUCUGACUAGAAUAUGGUCACGUGGUACAAAAAACACCUUGCUGGAUGGCAAGCAAUUGCAACGCACUGGGUCCUUGAAAAGAAAGGAUAUUAGCUUUUUGAACGAUACCGUAACCUCUUUGUUUUCAGUCUUGCCCUCGUUUGCCAUCUACCCGGGCAUCUAGCACGAUGUUUUUUCCACCGUGUGAUCGUAUUCUGCAAAGGACCCAUCAUAUUAAAGAAAAAGUCGCAUUAUCUCGUAAGAAACAUUCUUUUAAAACGUACCAACUGCUAUUCCUGUGUUGAAUAUAAAUUGUGGAAUUGUCCAUUUUGAGAAAUCAAGCUUUUAACGUAGCUAGACAUUCGAAUUCAUCUCAUCAAAUUUUCAACGCGAAAUGCCGAGUAACUUUAUUUCAAAGCACGGUAAAUUCUGAAUAAGCUUCGAGUUCAAGUUCCAGUUCAUUUAUUCACACUUAUUCAAUUACAAUACAACAACAAAAAGAAAAAAAGAAGUAAAAACAGAGCUAACUAUACAUUGAAUUAAACAUAACAAAGGAAAAAAAGUGCGUAGCAGCCAAAGGAGCCAAGCUUUCGAGUUGGUUACUACCACAGAUUGGUUACAAGUGGGUGGAGAUUAUACAGUACUUAUAAAAAACUAGUUAUGGAGUUAUUGGCUAAAUUAAUCAUAUUGAAAAGGAAGGGUAUAUAAGGGUAAUGAUAACUAUUUUAAAUUAAAUAAUUAAAUAAUUAGAGCUAAAUAACAGAUUAAUGUUGUUCAAGAUGCCUGACUGUCAAGUAGAAAGAGUUUAUAUUCUUUUUUUUAAAACGUUUCAAAGGGAGACACUUAAUUUUCAUAGGUGUUGCUUCCCAGGUCUGUGAUGCAACUACGCUAAACCUUGCUAGGCCAUAUUAAUUAGUUCUGGAAAAUGAUCUGCACAGGUUUUGAUUACCGGCAUACCUAGUAUUGUAUUUAUGGACAGCCGAAGCCGGUUGAACUAAGUGAUAGAGGGCAGGAGGUGUAUCAUUUUCUUGUUUAAUAAAAAGUGGAGCAUUUCAUUCUAAAAAAUUCAACGGUUGAUUUGAUCUCUUUUUGUAUCAAAAGCCGUGAAUCAAACGUUCGUCAAGCUCAAUACGGACCCAGUGUGUUUCGGGACCAAGGACGACGCCUAUGGUGAAUUUCAGGCUUUGAAAGGUGGCAAACUAAGGAAGGUCAAGUUGGUUCAUCUGUAUGGCUACGUUACCUGUGCUAAACCCUCUCCCAUAUAUUGGUCGCAUUGGGGUUGUGGCCUUUUCAAAGCUGGUGACAGUACGGAUUUCAUAAUUGUGGCCUUGACAAACGAAAGCAAUAAGAUUCUUUUCCCGCCAAGCGAAUUGGGUAAAGGCGCCCACGGUUGGCUUUUGGUUCCUGGUUACAACUCUUAUUCGACUGAGCUUGUUAUGUCGAUUUACGACGCUCCUGUGUCGGUUACCGCUGGUCAGAAGCUGCGCCUAUGGUACCUCGAGGAUUUGAAGAAAUCCCAUGAAUUCGAUAACCAUGGAAAAGCAUGCGCCGACAUUUACGGUGAAUUCAUGUGACUGAACUCUAGAUGCUCAUGGGGCAACUGGUCACUAAAGGGAAUAUAUAUUAUCAAUAGAAGACAACUCGGACGCAGAUAACUUUGGAAGGACACGCGCAGAUUAGUUUAGGGUGAAUUAAGUUCUUGUAAAAUUCCUAUUUUGUCUUGAUAAGUUGUAUAGCAACUAUUAACUGACUAAGGGAAUAAAAUAGAGUUAAAUGAAUAUGAAGGAGAAAAAGCCUUUUUUGAUACUAUAAAUGAAUUUGUCAUUUCCGUUAAUCACUAUGUCCUUGAAAAUAGCCCAAGUUCGACAUUUAAAAGUUCUAACAUGACUCUAGGCUUUCUGGUCAUAUUUCUAUACUUGGUUUGGUUUUUUUCAGUGCCCAAGUCUCUUUUGAGCAUUGUGAGACAAUGGAGUUGCGAAACGUUUGUAAGUUUGUCCAUAAAGCCUCAGAGUCAUGUUAGAAUUUUAAUACUAUCGAGCGUAGGCUAUUGGAGCGGAGAAUGGGUAGGACUUAUAAACGCAAAGGCUCCCUGAAUCGUUUGGAGGGACAUCAAAAACAUGGCGGACAGCAGAAAAACACCGUUUAAAAACGCUCUCUAGGUUAUUUUGACUGGAGAAAACAUACCUGGUGCAUCGUGGUCUUAAGUAUUCUGUAUUAGUGAACGUUAGUUGCAUUUCUGAAACUGCUAUUGCAGUUCGGAAGAAAGCAUUUGCAGUGCGCCAUGUUUGUUGACCUUCAUUGUCCCUGCACACGAUCCCAAGAAUCUUUGUGGUCACAUCUCGUACCCAGUUUUUCACGCGUUUAGAACAUGGUGAAUAGAGACGAUUGCUCAAGUCAGGUCAGCACUAUUUAACAUCCGUCGAAAAGACCAAGUCAUGUCAAGUUCAUUUAACUGUACUAUAAUAUGGCUGGCUUCGCGAGAAAGCAAGAUGAAUCGCAUUCCUUGCUCUGUUUGUCUACCAACACAAAUAAGCACGCUGUGUCUAACCUGCUCGUUCCUGAUCAUCCGCUUUUGGCAUUUUUCUUAUAAUGAAACCUUUAUUCUCCAUUUGCCCAUUUCCCUUAAUACACCAUGUUUUACCUGAAAAUUUUGCAUAACCAUUGUUUUCAGUUUCCUCUGGGUAACACAAUUUUCCUAUGAGAAACAGAGGACAAUACUUAUGUAAAUGUUUGGGAGAUGUGCAAAUAUCGAAUUUACUUAGUCUCUUAAGUCAAUUUUGACCGAGUCCUUUCCGAAACUAGACUAUUAU